Molecule: messenger RNA, 1821 nt
Organism: Suillus discolor
Lineage: Eukaryota; Fungi; Basidiomycota; Agaricomycetes; Boletales; Suillaceae
Exons: 7
Coding region: 1-1821 (606 amino acids)
Source: RefSeq, a predicted model, not a curated record
AUGUCUCGUCUAAUGUCCUUCUUCUCUUCGGACGAUGCGGUCCCUGAAGCUAUUGAGUCACACCCUCUCAACGAGCUUCAUCCGACCACAGCCCAUACGUACCCACCUGCGGGUGGUACAUUGGCUAGUCCAGUUAUUUCCUCCAGCAAGGAGUGUCCGAUGGAGUUAGAUAAUCCUUGGCAGUCUGUCCAUAGGGUAAGAGAUGACGAUGAGCAGCGGCCGAAUAAAGUCUUUCUCAAGGAAGUUGAUCAGUCGUUCAAGCUGCAUGAAGAUGUGCGCAAGCUACAUUUUAGCAACCAUAAUCUUCUACUCCAGGAAACGCAACACGCAGGUGCAUGUAGUCUCACAUCCCUCACGUUCACACUUAACUCGUUUCAGGUCACCUCGAACGUUUGCGAAUCAGAUAUGCAGUCGGCCAUUGCACAGUAUCAGCAACAGAACCAAUCUCUUCAGCAUGACAAUGCUAAUGCCCUCGCCUCCUUGGACCAGAACCAUCAUAAAGAAGUAGCAGAGCUUCAGAGCAAUAUGGCACUUGGUCUUCAUAAAGCCCAAAAUGAGGGCCACGCUGAAAUAGAACACUUAUUGGCAGAGAAAGAGGUUCAAUUUGAACGCGAAAUGCGUUUAGCAAGAGAUAGGUUUUUGGCCGACAAUGAAGCUGAAUUAACCCGCUUGGAUGCCAAGUAUAGUUCCAAGAUUAAUUUGUUGGAUAUUUCUGAUUCCAGUUCAGAAUGUGAUGCAGAUGAGGAACUCCAGAUGGAUAGUAGUAUGCCCCUGACUUCACUCUUAGGAGACGUCCUGAUCAGGAACACGACUGUUGGCAUGCUUGCUAAGGCACUCGCAAAGGUUCUUCAGAAUUCUCAAACAACGUCUCCCUGGGGACCUCGCUCAGGACGCAAACAGCCUAAACCCCCUGUCGAAAGUUUUACUGAUACCCAGCGCCGGGAUAACAAGGCAAAUGUCCGAGAAUUGUUCAAAAUUGCAUUCCACGCCACAAAAGACGAAGAGUAUAUGCUUCAUGUGCUGGCGUCGCGCAAAGCCAUAUUGUCUUUCACACAUGGAACGGGCCCAGGUCCUGACCCACUUGCAAUGCAAUGGGAUAUGGCGACUACACACAGGUCCGAGUGGAACCAAAAAGUCAUUGAUUUACUCUGCACCCAGUAUACAACUUUGCAAGCGAUCAACCAAUGGUCUAGGCGAUCCCCUCAAUCAAUCAAAGAUGAUAUCAUAAUGAAAUUCAGUCAAUGCUGCAGGUGUUGGAGAAAGGCUCAGCCUCUCAGCCUCAGCAACGGUACUCACGAGACCAUGCAACAAGUGGGAGAUCGACUCGUGGAUCAGACGAAUGAGCGACUGCGGCUCGCUAGGGUCAUCACUCGCAGGGCGACGAAGUUCGAAACUCGAAAAAAAGUCACAUUGACGCUAUUGAGUGAUAGGAAUGCGACAGGGAAGGAUGAUAAGGCUGUGUGGGCAUAUCUACAAUCUAUUGUGGAGAAUCUUGGCAAAGAUGGCAUGAGCUCUGACGAGAGUGAGCAUGAAGAUGGAGAUCUUCAGGUCUUUCAUCAGAAGAGUAUGCCAUGGAGGGCAGAUUUCAGUCACAAGAUGCAGAUUAUUGACCAACAGCGUUUGACGGGUGCCUCAAUCUUCACUCCCCGCGGAAACAAGCCUGCAAAGCAUCUUCGCAACACUAACUGGGAGUCUUCUCGCAUAGCAACUGAAGGCCUGCCAAGAGCAUUCUAUAAUCCUUCCUGGUUGGCUGACCAACAUCCAUCAUUCACAGUAUCUAAGAAGAAGUUCCAGAGGAUGGAGAUUAUUGUUGCUCGCUAG